Messenger RNA from Cuscuta epithymum, 2003 nucleotides. The record is from the annotation of a GenBank genome assembly. NCBI's taxonomy places the organism in Eukaryota, Viridiplantae, Streptophyta, Magnoliopsida, Solanales, Convolvulaceae.
CUCAUUUCUUUUUAAAACAAAAAGGAAUAAGAUCUACAGCUAUCAGACACACCAUAAUGGAUUCUCAAUUCUAAUUCAAUUAAGGCUACAUGAUGCGAUUGAACAAUUUGCGGAAAAAUUGAAUUCCAAGGACCAAGGAGAAUCAGAGAUGAUGAUGAGUCAUGCCAUGGAGGACUGAACAGGAUGCGAAGUUGGCUGGAGAGAGAUGGUCGCCGCAGGAUCUAGCAGGGAGGAGCGGACACCGGCGAAGUCUGGGUGUGAGCGACGUGAUAAUCCAGUCGAUCUAGCAGGGAGGAGCGGAAGCCGGCGAGGUUUGGGUGUGAGCGACUUGAGUAUCCGAGGGUCUUCAUAAGCCUGCAAAACACUGGCUCAAAGCUUUCCACCUUCAACCGCAGGCGAUAUCACCUAUAUCAAUAGAGUGUAAUGGCCAGUGUUUGUCGAAGAAAGACCACAUCAGGCGAAAGAGAGGACUUAAUAAGUCAACUACCAGCGGAACUGAAGGAAUCAAUUCUAGAAUUGUUGAACAUGCGUGAAGCUGCCAGAAUGGCUCUUCUUUCAACUCACUGGAAGGAUGUCUGGUUUGCCCACGGCCAGCUGGAAUUUGGUUUGAACUUCUUCUUCCAUUUUCUACAAUUCGACGAUGACGAUGAACCCCUAGAGGAUUGCGUUGAAACAAUGAACCGGUGUGUCAUGCUCCGGACGGGACCGGUUAAGAAGUUUACACUGGCGCAUUCAGAGUAUGAGGAGUAUUGCAUAUCUGGAAGACUUCCUAUGCCACUACCACCUGAUAUAGAUCGUUGGUGUCUUUUUCUGUCGAGACAUGGCAUUGAGGAACUUCACCUUUCUAUUCAUAAUUUUAAAGAAACAUAUAUUCUUCAAGAGUGUAUAAUCACUUGCCCUUCAAUUAAGCAAGUCCUUAUUGGUGGAUUCAGUUUUCGCUUCCCUGUUAAUUCACAUUGUGUGUUUCCUGCUGUCACUUCAUUGGUUUUUGAGUUUGUUAUAUUCGAGCCUGAUCCCUCUGGAACAGUCUACAGUCUUCCUAAUUUGGAGAAGCUUUCUUUUGAUAACUGUCCUGGGAUUGAUAAUUUUGUGAUUAGCGCACCAAAACUAAAGAGCUUAACUAUUGACCGUAGUUUUAAAAGUGUGGCUGCUUCAAGAUGGUUUGUGCUCCAUUUUGCUGUAAUCAAUACUCUUUACUUGCAUGCAGAUUUGUUGUCGCAUACACCUGAUGCCGUAGCUGCAAGGACGUUCCCAAUUGCAAAAAAUCUGCAAGUGGUUGUGAUUCAUCAUGUCAAUUUUGUUCGUGCGAAGCACUUCACCUUUGUUACCGAAUUGAUUCAAAAAUGUCCAACGCUACAUGAACUUGGAAUUGAGACAUCGCAUUAUUAUUGCCAAAGAGAUGAUGAAGAGGAUGCUUCGAGGAUUUUGGAGUAUCCCUUCAGCUGUGUUCUAAGAAAGGGACUGAAAAUGCUUAAAACGGUAAAGAUGCAAUUUUUUCAUGGAUACAGACUCGAAGUGCUAUUUGUUAAAACAAUCCUUUUAAACUCACCCUCCCUUGAGGAACUUGUUAUUACGAAAGUAGUCCACUUCAAGGCUCUCGAAAUCCUAGAGGAAGUUAUGAGCUUCUCUCGUUCAUCCCCAAAAGCCCAAGUUGUCUUCUUAGAGGAAAAGUAUGAGUCUACAAGUCAGCCUACCACAUAGGUUCUUCCAUGCAUGUGUUGCAUAUUCUCCGAUGUUUCUCUUGGUUUGCUAGAAGUUAAGAAAGUAUUUUAGUGGUUUGUAUCAACUUUAGUAAGUGCAUUACCUUUUAGAGUACUAUGAGCCAUUUGAUGUCUAAAGUGCACUGCAUUUUGCUCUAAAAACGUGUAAUUCUUUGGUCAAGUAGUAAUUUGUUAUUUGAUCUUUGGAGUUUACAAGGGUUUCUUAUAAUCAUAUAAGGUCUCCAAAUAAAUGUCAAUGGGAGAAGAAAAUACCAAGUAGCUGACUGCUCCGCUAUAAAGGCC